UAAAAUCGCAGUGAUAUACUAUCAAGUGGAAUUCCCUCCAACCCUACUGAAAGUGGCAUCUCUUAUUUCCUUCUUUCUCCUCCCCACUGGCGAAAUCUGCCCCGCCGGCCUCACCGCCGUGCCGCCGCGCUCACCGCCUCACCCGACUUGCCGCCGCGCCCAACUUUCCGCCUGCCUGCUUCGCCGGCCUCACUGUGGUGUGUUGUAGCAGUUCUUGAUUUGCUUCUAUUUUCUUAGUUCGAUUCAGGUCGUUUCAUUUCGGCCGACCAGAAAUAGCAAUGGGCCGUUCUGACCCCGGCGUGCUCUAUGCUCACACAUUCGUUCACCCCCAUCUUGAUGAAUACGUCGAUGAGGUGAUAUUUUCGGAGCCUGUUAUCAUCUCUGCUUGUGAGUUCCUUGAGCAGAAUGCUUCGUCAAUUUGCCCUGCAGUGAAGCUUAUGGGGGCUACUUCACCCCCAUCAUUUGCUUUGGAGGUUUUUGUUCAAUGUGAAGGAGAGGCAAGAUUUAGGCGGUUAUGCCUUCCUUGUCUGUAUUCACACUCUUCAUCAACUGUUCUCGAGGUUGAGGCCGUGGUUACUAAUCAUUUGGUUGUUAGAGGCAGCUAUCGCAGCCUAAGCAUGGUGAUAUAUGGGAAUACAGCAGAAGAUCUAGGCCAGUUCAACAUAGGAGUGGAUUUAGAUAGCUCCUUGACGGAUACUACUAGUACUGUUGAGGGAAACCUAGAAGAUUUACCGCCUGCCUUCCAUUCCACUAUGCUGACAAUGGAGGAACUUGCAUCUCCCUUGAAAAUUUUAUCUCAGGCAGCUGUAAAAUCAGAUAUUCCGCUUGAAUUAAGGAAGUUUCUGUUACUAGUAUUCAGAAUUUUAGAUUCUCAGAAUGUUGGGUUAGCAGCAGCUGAUAAUGUUAUUAGUUCCUUACUUUCAGUGACUUCAACCUAUAGAAUAACUGGCUCCUCUCACAAUAAUAUUGAUCAAAAUCAAUUGGGCUUUGAUGGAGUUAAAAGUGGUGGAGAUACUAAUCAAACUCUUAGUGACGCAGAAAAGGAACUUUUGGACCUUUAUAAAAUGAUUGAGAAUGAAUCAAGAGAUCCAUCUGCGGAAGCUUCUGGAGAUUUCUUGUUUCUUGAAUCUGAGGAAGGCUCUACUUCCAAAGAGUUGACGGAUACUCUCCAGCACCGUUUUGACUUCUGUAGCAGCACUCAUAAUGUGGGAUAUAAAUAUCUUUCACAGAAUAAGAAUGCAAUCCUAUGGUCCAUAAUGGCUCUUUUAUUGUGUUCUACUAGAGAGAGCUGCUUUCAUUUCGUUAAUUCUGGUGGCAUGAAGCAGCUGGUAUAUAUCUUAACACAUCGAAUCCACAAUUCUACAAGUCUUACAUUACUGCUGCUAGGAGUUAUUGAGCAGGCUACUAUGCAUUCUGUGGGUUGUGAAGCUUUCCUAGGAUGGUGGCCUCGGGAGGAUGAAAAUAUACCAGCUGGCACUAGUGAUGGCUACAACCAAAUACUGAACUUGUUGCUGAAUAAUCAGAGGCAUGAUGUUGCAUCCCUUGCAACUUCUGUACUUCAGCGCAUCCGGUUUUAUGAAGUUGCUUGCAGAUAUGAGUGUGCAGUAUUAUCAGUACUUAGGGGCAUGCCAACUGAUGGCCGUGUUACUAACUAUACCUCAGACUUGCUUGUCAUUGCUAAAGUGCAACUCAAGAAACUCUUGAAUUUAAUGAAGUUGAGUGGUCCAGUUGAGGAUCCUUCUCCAAUGGCUGCUGCAAGCAGAUCUCUUAUCCUUGGUGAUGCUGGGUCAUUAGCAUAUAAAGCAACAAAUAGCUUGAUCAAUCUGUCUAGUUGUCGCUUUUUGAAUUGUGACAUUGACUCACAUUUACUUUCCAUCUUAAAAGAAAGAGGAUUCCUUCCUCUGGCAGCUGCAUUGUUAUCAUCUUCUCUCUUGCGAUCUGAAACAGGGGAUGCAAUGCACUUGUUCUUGGACAUUGUCUUGAAUGUUGAAGCUAUAAUUCUUUCUCUCCUGUUUUGUCGCUCAGGAGUAGAUUUUCUUCUACGGGACCAGGAAGUCUCCUUAAUUGUCAUCCAAGCUUUGCGGGGUAUCCAUGGCGUUCAGAAUGGGGACUUUAUUUCACUUCGCUAUGCGUCUGUGUUAUUGUCUAGAGGCUUCUUUGUUCGUCCCAGGGAUGUUGGCAUGAUUGUUGAGAUGCAGAUGAGGGCAGUUAUUGCUGUGGAUAGGUUAUGCAAGUUGACUUCAAAUACUGAAGAAUUUUUAUGGGUGCUUUGGGAUAUUUGUCGUCUCUCCAGGUCAGAGUGUGGACGCCAGGCUCUGUUGGUCUUGGUAAAUUUCCCAGAGGCGUUCAAAGUUCUGAUUAAUGCUUUGCAUUCUGGAAAGGAGCUUGAACCUGUUUCACCGAAUACAGGAGUUUCACCUUUGAAUCUUGCCAUAUUUUACUCAACCGCUGAGAUUUUGGAAGUCAUUGUUACUGAUUCUACUGCAACUUCUUUGACAUCUUGGAUAGACCAUGCAAAGGAAAUGCAUGCUGCAUUACACUCAUCCUCCCCAGGUUCCAACAGGAAAGAUGCUCCUGCACGACUAUUGGAAUGGAUAGAUGCCAGUGUAGUUUACCAUAAAAAAGGAGCAAUUGGGCUCCUACGUUAUGCUGCUGUUUUGGCUUCUGGAGGAGAUGUUCACAUGGCUUCAGACAGUGUUUUAGCAUCUGACAUGAUGGAUGUUGAUAAUGUAGUUGGAGAUUCUUCCACUAGUUCCGAUGGCAACAUUGUUGAUAAUCUUUUAGGAAAACGGAUUACAGAGAAGGAUUUUCCAGGUGUUAUUCUCCGCGAUACCUCUAUUGCUCAGCUCACUACAGCAAUUCGUAUUUUGGCGUUUAUUUCAGAAAAUUCGGUUGCUGCUACUGCUCUCUACAAUGAAGGUGCUGUGAUGGUUAUCCAUGCUAUUAUGAUCAACUGCAAACUCAUGCUUGAGAGGUCAUCUAAUAUUUAUGAUUAUCUUGUUGAUGAGGGUGCAGAGGGAAAUUCAACUUCUGAUUUACUUAUAGAACGUAAUCGUGAGAAAAGCAUGUUUGAUCUGCUUAUUCCUUCACUGGUCCUGCUGAUCAAUCUGUUGCAGGAGUUACAGGAAUCAAAGGAGCAACACCGGAAUACCAAACUAAUGAAUGUACUCUUACAGUUGCAUCGAGAAGUGAGCCCCAAGUUAGCUGCUUGUGGAGCAGAGUUGUACAGUUCUUGCCCAGAAGUUGUGCUUGGUUUUGGUGCUGUUUGCCAUCUUAUAGCAUCAGCACUAGCCUGUUGGCCAGUGUACAGUUGGACUCCUGGCCUUUUUCGCUUUGUCCUUGAUAGCCUUCAUGCAACUUCACUAUUGGCACUGGGUCCUAAGGAAACUUGCAGCUUGCUUUGUCUACUAAAUGAUUUGUUACCAGAUGAAAGUUACUGGAUGUGGAAGAAUGGAAUGCCAAUUCUGAGCCCUCUAAGAGCAAUGGCUGUUGGGACAUUACUUGGUCCACCAAAGGAGAAACAAGUGAAUUGGUAUCUAAGGCCUGGCAACUCUGAAAAGCUAAUUGCUCAAUUGUCUCCCCAACUUUUGAAACUUGGCGAUAUUAUAUUGCAUUGUGCUGCUAGUAUAUCAGUCAUUGUGCAAGAAGUUCUACGUGUCUUUGUUAUUCGGAUUGCAUGUCUCAAUAUUGAUUAUGCUUCACAAUUGGUGAAACCAAUAGUUUCAUGGAUCUCCCAUCGCCUCUUAGAGCAGUCUGUGUUGUCUGAUGUGGACGCUUACAAGGUUAACCGCCUCCUUAAAUUUCUUGCUAUCUUAUUGGAGCAUCCAAAUGCUAAGCCACUAUUGCUGAAAGAAGGUGGAUUUCAGAUGCUAACAGAAGUGCUAGAGAGGUGUAUAGGAGGUGCCAAUUUUGAUUUAAAGCAAUUCCCCGGGAACAUAAAUAUAGCAAAAUAUGAAUUUCCAGUUCUUAGUUGGUGUGUACCAGUUUUUCAGUGUUUAUCGUUGAUUAGCGAUGGGCGUACAUCCCUGCAGUAUCCUGGAGUACAUGAAAGGAGUAACCCUUAUUGUUUUACUGUUGAAGAAUGUUCCACAUUUUGGAUAUAUAUCCUAAGGUUCUGCAUGGUCUUGCCCGUUGCAACAGAAUUGGUUACUUGUCUGUCCGCCUUCAAAGAGAUGGCUUCCUCUGCUGAAGGCCGGAAUGCUUUACUUUCUAUUGUGAAGCACGCUAUGCCCUCUGCUGUAGAGGAUUCUGAGAAUCAAAUCAAACAUGAGAGCAAUACAAGCUGUGGCAUAAUUUAUGCAACUGAAUUGAAGGAGAAUCCUCCAUUAUUGUGCUGCUGGACCGCUUUGUUAAAGUCUAUUGAUUCUAAGGAUGUUCCUGCUGCACAGGUUGCUUCAGCAAUUUACACAUUAGCCUCUGGUGCUUUAGGCUUUUGCAUUGAUGGGGAAAGCCUGAAUAGAGAAAGGGUUUCUGCUAUCAAGUUCCUGUUCGGAGUGAGCGAAGACUCUUUGGAAGAUUUUUCUGAAGAAAAUCUGAAGCAAAUUGAGGAGCUUAUCAGUUUGUUGGAAGCAGAGGCGAGCUAUAAAUCAGCAUCUGAGAAUCAUCCUAUGUCUCAUCAGAUCAAGGAGAUUGCAAGCUUAUUAAUGCUUUUAAUGCAAAAAUCAUCUGGCACGGAGGAAGCUGAUGCUGAAAUUGCCCGCCGUUGCACUUCAUUGCUUACUCCUCCGGUUCCUUCAAGGGUGCAUAGAUUUGCGGAUAGAAGUAUGGAGCUGAUUGAAGAUUACGGCUUGGAUGAAUUCGGAACAAUGUUCUCUUGGGAGUGUCCGGAGAAUAUGCGUAAUAGAAUGACACAGACAGGUCUUUCUACAAAAAGAAAGAUCUCCUCUCUCGAGGGGCCAAAUAGGCAUGGCAGAGGGGAGAACUCAGUUGUAGAGGCUGCUUCCCAGAGUACAUUCUCUAGGGGGAUGGUACCCGUCACUACCCCACCUGCCCCUACACGUCGUGAUACCUUUAGACAGCGUAAGCCAAACACUAGCAGGCCUCCUUCUAUGCAUGUGGAUGACUAUGUUGCAAGAGAACGAAAUGCUGAUGGUACUAACAGUUCUAAUGUAAUUGCUGUCCCACGGAUAGGAUCUGCUAGCGGGAGACCACCGUCAGUUCAUGUGGACGUCUUUAUGGCCAGGCAAAGGGAGCGCCAAAAUGUCACGGGGGUAGCAGUUAAUGAAGUAGCAACCCUUGCGAAAAUGACAGCCCCAGAUGACAACUUAGAUGGAGACAAGUCCAGCAAACCUCAGCAGUUGAAAUCGGAUCUCGAAGAUGAUCUUCAGGGAAUUGAUAUUGUUUUUGAUGCUGAAGAAGCUGAACCCGAUGAUAAAUUGCCCUUUCCACAACCGGAUGAUAAUCUGCCACAACCUGCUUCUGUUAUUGAACCGCAUUCUCCUCAUUCAAUAGUAGAGGAGACCGAGAGUGAUGUAAAUGAGAGCAACCAGUUCUCUCACUUGGCUACUCCGUCUGUAUCAAACAUGGAUGAAAACACACUGAGUGAGUAUUCAUCAAGGAUGUCUGCAUCUCACCCAGAGAUGCCCUUGACUCGAGAACGAAGCAUUUCCUCCGAUAAGAAGUUCCCUGAGCCAGAUGUCUCAAAGGGUUUACCAAUCAGAAUUCCUCUCCAUGCAACUGAACCCCCUGCAGUAGCAAGUACUUCAGGAGGUGCGGCUUCUAUCUACAUGAAGGUUACCUCAUCUGCGGCAAGGUUUCCUCCUGAUUCCAGGAUGCAACCUCAUUUAUAUUCUAAACCACCUCUACAACAAAGUGGUCCUGGGUUGCAAGCUUUCUAUGACCAGAAAUUUCCUAUGAAUCAGCCUCCUCUCCCGUUGAUGCCACCUCCAUCAACAUUCUCAUCCGUGCCAUCUCAAAAUAUGCUACCUGGUGUGGGUCAGUCUUCAUCUUUUGUAAAGUCUGCACCAGAUGUUCAGACUCAGGGUCCUCAAGGCUACAACAAUGUUCAGUCAGAUUAUAUGUCUGAGGCUGGAAACUCCACAUCUGCCUCAAAGCAAAAUUCAAAAUUCGGAAGGACAUCUCACUCCUCUCCUGCGGGAUCUACAAGACCUCCUCCACCACUUCCUCCUACACCACCUCCUUAUUCUGGCAAUCCUUCAAUGAUAAAUUCUACUUCUCAAUCACCACAAUAUUUUCAGCCCGACAUGCAGCAAAAUUCUGGCGCACCUUUGAUUAACCUCCCAGCAUCACACUCAAUGCUAAACUCUUACCCCCCGCCAUCGAUGCAGCCAUUACUUUUCAGGCCCGGUUCCAUGCCUGUAAAUCUUUAUGUAAACAAUUUAGUCCAACAACAUGGAGACAACAUGGCGAAUGUAUCGCAUAAUCUAACCAUCUCUGUGCCUUCAGCCCAAUCCAUACCUACACCUACACAGUUGCAGCCAUUACAGCCACCACAAAUCCCCCGUCCACCUCCGCAUCUUAGACCAUCUGUUGCAUCUUCCCCACAGUCUGAGCUGGCAGUACCAAUGUUGCAUGGUUCCUUACAGAUUCCUGCUCAUCCAUCCCAGAUGCUGCAGCAGCAGCAGCAACAGCAACUGCAACUAUCCCCUGGUCAAGUGUAUUAUCAGGCACAACAACAGGAGACUACACAGGCGCCGCAGCAGCAUCAAAGAGUUUUGCAGCAACCAGGAGAAACAUCUCAGCAACUAGAUUCUGGGAUGUCUCUACAAGAGUUCUUUAAAUCCCCUGAAGCCAUUCAGUCUCUUCUUAGUGACCGGGAUAAGCUUUGUCAGCUCCUGGAGCAGCAUCCUAAGUUAAUGCAGAUGCUUCAGGAGCGAUUGGGUCCAUUGUAGGAAAUUUCUGGCGGUUGUAUCUCAUAAAGGCUCCUGAUUUUGAAGAUAUGUUUGUACAUUGCUUUACAUUUUUUUUAUUGAAUUAUCCGGAUGCAGCAUCAUCAUUUUGUAAGGGGAUGUUUGGAAUUGCUUUAAACUGUUUCAAGAGCUUAAAAGAUGUUUUAAGCUUGUCAAAGUGUUUGGAUAAAAUGAGCUUAUAAGAUGAUGAACUGUUUGGCAUUUUAAGCUCCUUGUAUGUUGUAAUGACCAAAAAUGACAUAACAAUCAUGUGGCAUUUUUAAAGCUCUUUAUACUA
This is a messenger RNA of Salvia splendens (bonfire salvia), 7146 nucleotides long. RefSeq names its product protein virilizer homolog. The coding region runs from base 279 to 6851 and encodes 2190 amino acids. Gene Ontology annotation, cellular component: RNA N6-methyladenosine methyltransferase complex. The record is from RefSeq and is a predicted model, not a curated record. Gene Ontology annotation, molecular function: RNA binding. The transcript is spliced from 29 exons. Lineage: Eukaryota; Viridiplantae; Streptophyta; Magnoliopsida; Lamiales; Lamiaceae. Gene Ontology annotation, biological process: mRNA modification.